This is a messenger RNA of Clarias gariepinus (North African catfish), 3204 nucleotides long. RefSeq names its product testis expressed 11 (gene tex11). Gene Ontology annotation, molecular function: protein binding. NCBI's taxonomy places the organism in Eukaryota, Metazoa, Chordata, Actinopteri, Siluriformes, Clariidae. The coding region runs from base 20 to 2764 and encodes 914 amino acids. The record is from RefSeq and is a predicted model, not a curated record. Gene Ontology annotation, biological process: meiotic cell cycle. The transcript has 29 exons.
GUCAUCUUUUGUUGAUAACAUGGAAGAGUUUAACAUCACCGUGAAAGAACUAUUAGAGAAAAUUCUGCAUAGCCAAAGUAAUGAGCUUUUGAGUGAAUUUAUCGAGAGACUGUUUGAUAAAGUUGAGUCCCCUGAGCAACACACUAAAAUUCAGGAUUCCAAGGUUGAGGAAUAUGUUCUUCAGUUGUGGAACUGGGCUGUAACCAGAAAUGUUGGUUCAGCCAUCAAUGAGCAACAAAGAGCCAAAGUGCGUCACAUAGCUUGCCGACUCCUAUAUUUAUGUCAACCUGAGAACCCAUCAGAGAAUACAAUUCGCAAGCAGAUUUUGAUGGCUAUUAAGACUGGAAGAACAUGGCUUGACUGUAAAAAUCCCAAGCUUGCUGAUGUGUUUUUUAGUCAGGCUACAACUAGCCUCAAGACCCUUUACUGCAGGAGGGUAUCCCAAAAAGAUGAAAUCGAUGAUAACAACCUACCAAAAGGAGAUGCUGAGAAGGACCUGCUGCGCGUUCUUUCUUAUAAAGCCGAAUCAGCACUUGCUCAAGAGAAUCAACAAGAGGCUGUUUACUGUGUAGACGAAUGUAAAAAGAUUGUCCUAAGACUUCCCAAUGAGAUUGGAUAUCUGGCUCUAAUUUGCUAUAAAUUUGGGGUGAAUACAUAUAAUCAAAAGAAGCUUGAUGACAGUUCAUUUUGGCUCAGUCAAAGUUACGAUAUAGGGAAGAUGAAUCCAACAUACUGUCCAGGGCCAGAAAUUCAAGCCAAAGUCUUAAGACUUCUUGCUAAAGUUUAUUUGGAGUUAGACAUUCAGAAGUACCAGGAUAAAGCUCUGCAUGCUGUGACCCUGGCCAACAAGGAAUACUUACAACCAGCAGGCAUUUAUUUGAAGAUCCAUAUUUUGCUUAAGUGUGGAACAUCAGAUGAAGCUGUUAAAACUAGUCUAAAAGAGUUACUUGACUCCGAGGUUCAGCUUCAGGUGUGUCUUAGCACAGUAAAACUGCUGAUAGCAGAAGAUAGAGAGAUAUUGGCCUUUGAUUUUCUGAAGACGGUUUGCCAGCAUUUUGAAUCAUCUCCUGAAGUGGGCACUGCACUUUUGUUGCAUAUUGAGCUGCUGCUGAUAAGAGGAAAAGAACUGCUGGCCAAGCAGAAAAUUGAGGAUGCCAUCACAGGUCAUUACAAAGGAAGGCAGUUAUUACCACAAAAUCUCACCUCUCUUCACCUCCUUCUGUGGGAUAGAGCUGCUAAAAAUAUUGAGGCCAAAAACUAUUAUGAGGCUGUGCAGUGGUACAACUAUUCAUUAAGCUUUUAUAAGGCGGGUGAGCUUGAUCAGAACCUUUCCAAGCUGCAGAGAAAUCGAGCUUCCUGUUUUCUUUAUUUGCAGCAACUAGACAAGGCCAAGGAAGCUAUUUCAGAUCCACUUAAGUGUGAUCCAAACAACAUCUUUGCACAUUUUAUUAUAUACAAGAUAGCAGUUCUGGAGAACAAUACAGAGAAGGCUGCUGAAGCUAUAGGAGAACUUUGUCUACUAGCUCAGAUGCCUGUGGCCAUUGAGGAUAGGGUUCUUGUCACUGAGAAUGCAGCAGGGAACCUUCUCAGCCUGGCUGCUCAAAUUGCUUUGGAUAAUAAACAGCAGGACACAGCCAUGAAGGCCCUGCAAUGUUUUUGUGAAGUCUCACAUGAUGUAGUCCAGGUUCUUACUGCUCUCAGAUGUUUAGUUCAACUUGUGCUGUCAACAAUGGAGAAUGCAUAUGAAGAAAACAGGGAUGUCUGUCUAGAUGCACUUUUGCUAUACCUUAAGAUGGCAUUGAAAAAUGUGUCCGAACUCAGAAAUGCAUCAGGUCAAGGAGAGUUUUUUCGCUCCGAUGAGGCCAGCUGGUUCAGAAGGAUAGCAUGGAAUACAGCCUUGCAGUGUGGGAGCAGCUCUGUUCGAAUGAGGGAUUUCUUUCUUCUGUGCUACCAGCUGUCAGAGCUUUGUGUUCAAGAUUGCGGUGUGUUGAUGGGCCAGAAGACAUGUUUGCUGAUGAUUGCUGCUGCCUGUCUGGACAUCUGCUGCAUGACACCCCAGAUUGAACAACAGACUGAGAUCCUGACCCAAGCUUUAGAGCACAUUCAGAUUUGCUGGGAGGUAUGGAGGGUUUUAAAAGCUACAGGUGACUGUGCCAAAGACCCGACUCAGACUUUAUUACUUCUGUACGAGUUUGAGGCACGAGCCAAGUUAAAUGAUCCCAAGCUUGAGACUGUGUUUAUGUCAAUCCUGGAGCUUCAUAAUGUUGAUACAAAAAUUUUGGAGACAGUUGCAACUUUAGCAAUGAAACCACCAGCCUACUUUCCUGUGGUAUGUAAGAAGGCUCUAACAAUUGCCCUCUCUUUAUACAAGCAAGGCCCACAGGCAAAUCUGGAACGCUGCAUUUACUGCUUGCACACUUUAAUCCAGCUGUCGCUGCCCAGCGGUGUGUGUGAAGUGGAGGCUCAUAUAUUAGAGGAAGUGUGGGGUUACUAUGAGGAGGGUCUGUCCAUCAUUUCAGCUGCAGAAGACGAUUUCCCUGAAGUGGAGAUCUUAUGGCUGUUGACUCGAGCAUGGAACACAGGAAUUUUGCUUUACAGUCUGUCUCAGUUUGCUGAGGCUGAGAAGUGGUGUGGUUUAGGGAUAAGCUUCCUGCAGCACCUGGGUUCUAUGCAGGACAUCUAUCAGACUCAGAUGUCUGGUCUGUAUAGUGAGGUUCUGGACAGACUGGACAAGGCCAAGAAGAACUUCACAAUGGAAGAGUGAUAACCAUUUUAAAACAGGUUUUUGUAAUGAGUUAAAGGUGCAGACCAUUCUGUUGCAUUGUAUAAUCAUAAUCAAAAAUAUCCUUGUCAGAGUGUGAAACUGCCACAUUAAUUGUAACACUGUAGAUUGUUAUGCAACAUUCUGUAUAUCCUAUACAACAUAUCUUUUACACUAUCCCAUUGUAAAAUACUCUCUUGUUUGAAACAAACUCUUGUUUGAUGGGGAAUGGAAAAAGCUUGUGUUCAAAUCUCAACAGAACCACAGUUUUUAUUAGUUCCAAACAAAUAAACUUUGUGUCCAGUCCAAAAAAAGAAAAAAAAAAGAAGAAAAAGGGAAUAAAUAAACAAACAAAAUAUUGUAGAACUCAUCACCUUAGGUUCCCACCUGUCCAGGAGAGAUUUGUUUUCAUGUGUGUCAUGAUCGUUUUUACCAUUUCUGAA